Messenger RNA from Doryrhamphus excisus (bluestripe pipefish), 4309 nucleotides. It is a transcript of the gene cadm3, whose product is annotated as cell adhesion molecule 3. The record is from RefSeq and is a predicted model, not a curated record. Lineage: Eukaryota; Metazoa; Chordata; Actinopteri; Syngnathiformes; Syngnathidae. Gene Ontology annotation, cellular component: presynaptic membrane. Gene Ontology annotation, biological process: homophilic cell-cell adhesion.
GCUUUCCAGCCAUUUGGCCAGACUGUUUUUUGCUGCAGUGAGCGGCAGCAGUGGAGAGAGAGACGCGAGAAAGGCGCUUGGAAAAAAAAAAGGGGGGAGCAAAAGCACCACAAAAAAACAAAAAAAACAACAAAACAACAAAAGACACAAGAAGGAGGAUUUCUUCGCCAGAAAGAGUUGGAUAACAGACUGGGUGGAAAAAAGGAAGGAGCUUCCACAAGCAAAGAACAUCAUCACCAGGGAAGCCAAGUGGAGACAAGGAGGUGGAACGUAACGGUCGCCCUCCUCUGGGAUUCCACCCCCCCUCCUGAGCUCCUGGCAGCCCCUCCUUCGCUUGAGAUUUCAGCGUAAACAAGCAGGAUCUGUGCGCCCAACCAUGGCUUUCCCAUCAGCCCCUGCUCCGUUAUGGAUUGCCGGCCUAAUGACGCUAGCCUUUGCAGCUGCAGUUCACAGCAACGUUGUCUUUGACGACGACCCAUUGCAGCCCGUCACUUCCGACGAGAUGGUGUCGGUGGGCGGCACGGUCAAGCUGACCUGCCGGGUGGCCGAAAGCGACAACUCAUCCCUGCAGUGGUCCAACACGGCUCAGCAGACGCUGUACUUUGGAGAGAAGAGAGCUCUGCGAGAUAACCGCAUCCAGCUGCACCGCUCCACACCGACCGAGCUCUCCAUCACCAUCUCCGAGGUGCAGCUGUCCGACGAGGGCGAGUACACCUGCUCCAUCUUCACCAUGCCGGUGCGCACCGCCCGGGCCACCGUCACCGUGCUAGGUGUGCCAGGAAAACCUCACAUCUCUGGAGUAGAGAAUCCAGUGCAGGAGGGGGGUACCGUCACCCUGACCUGUACCAGUACGGGCAGCAAACCCCCCGCCAGGCUGCACUGGUUCCGUGGGGACGAGGAGCUGGAAGGCCGCCCGGACGUGGUGGAGUCGGUUCCGGAUGAGCCCACGUACAACGUUAGCAACGAGUUGACGCUGGAGGUGAGCCGCAGUGACGACAACCAGGUCAUCACCUGCGCCGUUGACCAUCCCUCCCUGGCACCGGGGGACAAGAGGAGUGAACACGUCCUGAGAGUCUUGUAUUCCCCGAACGUUCAGAUCCUGCCUGAGAGCGAUCUUCCUCGCGAGGGGGAGAAGUUUCAUCUCCAGUGUUUGGGCAACAGCAACCCCGAGCCGUCGUCCUACAGUUGGGAAAAGAAAGAUGGAGAGCUCCCCCCGCUGGCUAAAGCCAAUGGUGCAUUCCUGCGUUUUGAAAUGCUGAACAAAUCGGACAACGGCGUGUACCUGUGCUUCGUCGACAACGGCAUCGGGAGCAGCGUUGGGGAAUACACGCUGCUGGUGCAAGACCCGUACACCACGUUGGUGUCUGCGACCUCUUCUCCUACAUCGCCGUCCUCUUCCUUCGCGACUGAUUCCGCUUCCUCCUCCACCAUUGUGGAACUUUCGUCCGCAACGUUCCAGUCUGAGAGCACCACCAUGCUCUCCAACGACCUUUUCCCCGACCUCACCUUCGCGCCUGACUCCUCCCAUACUUCCUCUCCGACUCCGCCUCCCUUCACUGCAAGCGUGGACGCGUGGAAGCCUUCCUCCCCUUGUCCUUCCUCCGCUUGUCCUUCCUCCCUCCCCACCUCCUCCACAUCCUCAGUUUCCGACUCGCAGAACGGACUUUUCACUUCCACAGCUGCUGAGAACAUUGCAGACCCCACCGCCAUGUCCACCUCGUCAGGCGUGGACCACGCCGUGAUCGGAGGUGUGGUGGCUGUCAUCGUCUUCAUCCUGCUCUGCCUCCUCAUCGUCCUCGGAAGAUACCUCAUCAGACACAAAGGAACAUAUUUGACCCACGAGGCCAAAGGUUCCGAUGACGCUCCAGACGCCGACACGGCCAUCAUCAACGCAGAGGGCGGGCAUUCCGGAGCGGAGGACAAGAAGGAGUACUUCAUCUAAUUAGUAGGGAGGAAGAAAGGAUGGAAGGAGUGAAGGGAGCAGGAGAGGAGAGAAGGAACGAACAAUCUUGCAUUUGUUUUCACGCCAUUCAGUCGAAGAAGGGGCGGUGGGGAGGAAGAGGGGGGGGGGGGUCCUCUGCAUCAAUACAGGGAUGUGAGAUUUGCACUGACACACACACACACACACACACGCAGAGCGUCACAUUAACCAACACGCCUCCUACUAACCUAUGAAUUAUUAUUAUUAUUAUUUAUAUUAUUUGGAUUCCACAUUUUUUCUAACCAGCUCCAAAAUUGUAACUCACAUUCCGACUUCCUGAGCUGCUACACCACGUCACUAACCCGCCCGGCCGCUACCCCAAGACCGACAUCGCCCGUAACGACCUUGCUACCGAGCGGUCGGUCGGAAUGCUAACAGGCCCUCCAUGUACGUAUGAAUAUAUCUCUAAAUAUCUAUAAAUAUAGAAUUGUUUGUAUGGACAGAAGGCUGUAAAUAAGAACACUACUCAUGUACUUCCCUUCCUCCUUCAAUACUCGUAUUGCCUGGUUUUCCUACUUGAGUACUACAGACCAUACAAAACAAGAUGCUAAUAAGAAGUACCAACAAAGGCGUUGCAAUGUAAACUAACUUUAAUAUUUCUAAAAGGACUUCUGUGUUUUUUUUUUAAUUCCUUCUCGGGAUGUGAGAGUUGUCUCAGUGUUUACACUUACAGUCAUCAUACCCGUGUUCGAUUCCCAAGUUCGCAGGAAAAACGUUGUUCCGAAUAAGGCCUACGGCCGUCUGGACAAAAAAGGAUUCCCAUCAGCAAAUCGUGUCACUGGAAGCACUGGCAGAGGCGGGUCUUGGCAAGGCGCAGCGUGAUGGAAAUAGAUGGCAAUCUCGCUAAGAGGCUGCAGCGGGGGCCGCAGACGGGUGGCGGGCUCCGUGCCAGGCUUGCGGGUGCCUAGCCUGAAAGUUGUCCAAGAACUUUUAUUUAACGUCCUCGUCUUUUUUUUUUUUCCUGCGCUUGCGUUCAUCCAUUUCUUUUCAUUCCUUAAUCAAUCAGAUUGUCUGAGUCCUUGUUCACCUUCAAAGCCGCCCCCACCCCGCUCCCCCAAGCUUCCAUAUAGGUGAUUGAUGUGUUUGCAAACAUGCUCCUUAUGGACGCUUCAAGUGAUCAGUUAGUUGUCUACCUUAGCAGGACAAUUGGUCGCUUCCAGGAACCACUUUGGGAACGUUCCCCAGUGUCCCAACACUGGGUUUUUUGGGGUGGGGGGGUGUUCAGGGAUUCUUCUUGUACCCCUAAAUAACAUUUGCAAGCUGGCUGUCUCUUACUUGUUGGGUUAUCCCGAUGUUCAUAACAUCUGCAGGCCAGAGGAUGCAUACGCUUUUUGUCCCACAACCCACUUCCUGGCCCCACCUCCGCCCCUUGCCCCAGCCCCAUGGGGGUCUGUUUAAAGACAAGAAGCAUAUCUGCGUUGUCCUCCCAAGCAUCGUAGCGUCGUUGACAAAACUAAUGGACCUAUAUUUGCCUGUAAUUGGUUGUCCCGUCCUUCGUCUUAUAGCUAAUGUGCUAGCAUGUAGCUUGCAUGAGAACCUGUGGAUGAUGUUAGAUAGUGUGGGUGACGUGUCAAGGGGAAGCGACAAUGUCUCUCGGGGGCAAGGGGGCGGGCACAAAAAGUCAUCCUUCCAUCCUCUGAUCUACAGCGGGCACAAGAGGUUACUGUAAGAUGUCUGGCAGAACACACAUAAAAAAAAGGAGGACGUGAAUAUUCACCUUCCGGUGCGUCCGUUGCAGUGUUGAGCAGUCGCCACUAGGUGUCAGCAAAGAGCAGCUUUUCUUUGUGUACAUUUAAGUUAUGUCCUCACAUUGACUUGAUAAUCAUUCCUUUUUUUUUUUUUUUUAGAUAUUUAGAUGCUCCAAAACUUGAACGUUAGACAUUUAAACAUUUUAUUUUUUGUAUCUGUGUAUAUAGUCUUGCCUUUACUGGAUACUAGCGUGCACCCAUACACUCUUUAUGUGUGUAGGAGUGUCAAGUGUGUGUUAUCGACCCAAACAGGCGCAUUUUAGUCUUUGUUGCUAGUGUCAUUUUUUUUUUAAUGACAAGUCUUCUUCUUUCAUAUCACAUGACAAAUACACCUGUCAUGUUUGUUCAUUGUUACCAUGACGAAUGAGGAUGAGGAUGAUGAUGAUGUCACUAUAAAGGCGAGUCCCAGCCAGCCGCAUGCUGUGGUGGCUUUGCCGAUGUUGGUUAUUAUGUUUAAAUUGUACUUAAUUUGCUUUUUUUUCCUUUUGGGGGAUUUUAGUUGAUUUUGUUUAGUUUCAGUUUUGGUUCAAAUACCAGUUUGGUUGUUGACUUCAAUAAAGAUGCAAUUGGGUUAAUUUCA